Molecule: messenger RNA, 1307 nt
Organism: Porites lobata
Lineage: Eukaryota; Metazoa; Cnidaria; Anthozoa; Scleractinia; Poritidae
Source: the annotation of a GenBank genome assembly
AUGGCUACUUUAUUUUCUAACACUUUGGAUGUGUUAAUUCAAGAAAGGCUUGGGGCCAGAUUUGGACUGGACAAAGAGUUAAAGUGCCAAAGGUAAGAGCCAUGUUAUAUCGAACAAGGUAUUUUAACGUUCCAGAUUGUUUUCUGUUUUAGGUCACACGCUAUAAGGGGUCAGUGAGUGCAACUGUCCACAAUGUUCAGAAGUGACAAGAGAGUAAAGAAAAUAGCGUACGAACCGUAAGUACAAACGAAUUAGGUAUCCUGCAAACUGACAAAGAAAUUACAAUACCAUUCACCAAAGCUAAAACGAGUUUCAAGUUUGUUAUGUUUCGCUGAAUACUCCCAACUCUUGAAAAAGAGUCGCCGACGAGUGGAUGGACCGUGAUUGGACCAUAGUUAUUCCAGUUACAACGCCGACAUACUAGACUUGAUUCGCUAAAUCAAUCUUCAGUUCAUACUAAUCAAUUGCCUUGUAAGCUGUCAUUUCAUUGAAAACUGGUGGAAUACUAUAGAAAACACUCAAGAUUCCUUAAGGCGGCGAGAGGCGAUUACGAGAAUCAAGCCCGUUGACUUUUGUUCAGUGGUUUCUGGUAAGUCUUUAAUUUUGUAAGCGGAAUAAGGCCACGUCACCGCUCCCUUAACGAACAAGACAGAAGCAACAGAGGCCUUUAUCACAAUAUCUUUAGUUAUGAUUCAGUUUUUCGCAAGAAGUAUUUCACUCAGAUCAGAAAAUCCCAGUUGUCUUAGCACUGCAAUGAAGUUUAUCUCUGUAGUAAGAGAUUUGGAACCGUUCACAUGAUUCUCGUUUCAAAAGAGCAUUUAAAACUAAAAAAAUUCCAAACGUUUCUCUUUAAAGCAUGUUUUAAUCCAGUAGUUUUGUUGCUUUUUGGCAGCAUUUUCCAUAUAUUUUCCGAGAACCUAAUUGGAAUUCUCGGUGCCGGUGAUUUGAAUGUAUUGAAUUCUCAAAGACAGCCAAAGUGAAAAAUGUCAUAAAAGUUCCAGUUUUUUGGUAAAAUAAGAUUUGAAUAGAACUGUUCGAAAGUUCUGCUUUAGGGAGGUUUCAUUUGGAUGGCAACAUCGGAGGAUUUCUCCCAAAUGUUAAAAAGUUAGAGUGAAAAAUCAUGCAUCUCGCAAUAACUUAGUCUUGUUGCGAAAGGAAAUCUUUUCAAUGAUUUUAAUGGGGAACGGAAACAAUCGGUUGCAUUGUUUCAACGCCUCUUGUUUUCUAGAACUCUUUUACUUAGUCUACUUAGGUCACCCCAAGGAGUACAGGAGCUGAGAAAGCUGUCAAGAAGUCUCCACUUGUGA